AUGGAAGCCUUAUUAUUUAAAUUCCUCCCGCUAGUUACGAUCGGUCUUGUGCAUGGCGCAUCGGUGCCUUCAAUUCUUAUAAGUGGUCCAAGAAUUGCGAUCGAAUAUCGCAAGAUCGAGCUAAAAUGUAUCACCGCCUCAAAGGGUAGCAAUUUGCUAUGGUACUAUUCAUCCAACGGAUCCGAUGCGCAGUACGAGCCACUAAACCCGUCCAGCGCCGUUCGUUUGUCGCCGGAUGGGGCUACACUAAUCAUCCGAUCGGUGUCAAAAGAUCACACCGGCACUUACCACUGCUGUGCGAGUGAAACUGUUUGUACCAGGAUGAGACUAUUCGUUCUAUCUGGCACUGAUGACGAGUCGUCAUUGGAGCCCACAACAGGUAGUGCCGCCGGGAAUAGUGGUGUGCUUGAUGUCCCGAGCCAUGGUAGCUUCUCGCUAGCCCUUUAUUACGCUCCUUUCAAUGGAGAGGUUUACAUCGAUCGUAAACCCGCUGUUAGCUUCUGUGAUCACUUUCUGAAACAUGCUAGGGAGUGUUACGAAAAUCGUUCAUCUGACAUGGUUUCGUAUGACGUGCGAAACGGGACGAUAGAAGCUAGUGGACAGUUCGUCAUUAAAGUUCUUCACAACCAACAGAUGGAACAAUUUCUGCUGCACAUCUUGAUACGAGGCGCCCCUACCGUACACAUGAACAAUUACAAUGUGUUGAACAGUUCGACCUACAUCAACUUACAGUGCCGAGGAUACGGGUAUCCUACACCAAACAUUACCUUUUCCUAUACACCAUGUGAUGCAUUGAGCAUGGAUCAUUUAGACGGGUUUAAAAAAAAACACUGUGGCGAAAGCACAAACAUUCCGCAACACUUAGCGCGCCAUUCCGUGUUCAACUAUACAACUAGCUUUGAAGUAAUCGUUCCUUCCUGGCCGAUAGAAAAGGGUCCCGGCAUUGUUACCUGCCAGGCUGGGAAUGUUGAGGGAACCUCAUCGACCAAAACCUUUCUGUACGUGCGCAAUUUCCUCGACCUAAUGCUGUUUAGCGUCGUUUCUCCGACGGAUGUGGUACUGUACGGUGAUACGGUGAAUAUGGCGUGCCAGGUGGAUGUUUAUAACUUCACCAACCAGUUUGUUAUACGUCACAGCGGAAGUACCUACAAUCGAAUGGGACAAAGGUCCGCCUAUGCAUGGACUGUUAUGUACCAAACGCACAUUACUAACGCGUCCCAAAACGUAAUAUCUUGUGUGGUGCACAACAAAAACGGAUCGGUGCUAGUUAAAACAUUGAACUUGCGGAUACACUAUCCCUCAAAGCCUCACAUUGUCAGCGAAAACGAUACGGUAAACAUUACGAUCGCAUCCGGUGAUCACCGCCGGCUGGAAUGUGACAUCGAGGGAACACCAACGCCUGAUAUUGUGUGGUUUAAAAAUGACGAACAUCUGACAAACGAACAAGGAUAUGUUAUCCGCGCUUCGCUCGAACCGGACGAAAUCGGAGCCACUUACAAAUGUAUUGGUGAAAGCCGCUUGGGCAAGGCGAUCAAAGUGUGGCACAUUGUCGUGGAAGGUGUGAUCAAUUGA
Molecule: messenger RNA, 1572 nt
Organism: Anopheles marshallii
Lineage: Eukaryota; Metazoa; Arthropoda; Insecta; Diptera; Culicidae
Product: vascular endothelial growth factor receptor 1-like
Exons: 5
Coding region: 1-1572 (523 amino acids)
Biological process (GO): cell-cell adhesion
Cellular component (GO): cell-cell junction
Molecular function (GO): cell adhesion molecule binding
Source: RefSeq, a predicted model, not a curated record